GGGAGCGCGCUCGCGGACGCGCGUCCUCCGCUUUCCAGGCUCCGUCGCUGACGCGUCGUAGACGUUGGGGAGCGGGAAGGGAGAGGCAGCGGGAUCGCGAUGAACAGCGGUGGCGGCUUCGGUCUGGGCUUAGGCUUCGGCCUCACCCCUACGGCGGUGAUUCAGGUGACGAAUCUGUCGUCGGCGGUGACCAGCGAGCAGAUGCGGACGCUUUUUUCCUUCCUAGGAGAAAUCGAGGAGCUGCGGCUUUACCCCCCGGACAACGCACCUCUUGCUUUUUCCUCCAAAGUAUGUUAUGUUAAGUUUCGUGACCCAUCAAGUGUUGGCGUGGCCCAGCAUCUAACUAACACGGUUUUUAUUGACAGAGCUCUCAUAGUUGUUCCUUGUGCAGAAGGUAAAAUCCCAGAGGAAUCCAAAGCCCUUUCGUUAUUGGCUCCUGCUCCAACCAUGACAAGUCUGAUGCCUGGUGCAGGACUGCUUCCCAUACCAACCCCAAAUCCCUUGACUACCCUUGGUGUUUCACUUAGCGGUUUGGGAGCUAUACCAGCAGCAGCACUAGACCCCAACAUUGCAACACUUGGGGAGAUACCACAGCCACCACUUAUGGGAAAUGUGGAUCCUUCCAAAAUUGAUGAAAUUAGGAGAACGGUCUAUGUUGGAAAUUUGAAUUCCCAGACAACGACAGCUGAUCAACUACUUGAAUUUUUUAAACAAGUUGGAGAAGUGAAGUUUGUGCGGAUGGCAGGUGAUGAGACUCAGCCAACUCGGUUUGCUUUUGUGGAAUUUGCAGACCAAAAUUCUGUACCAAGGGCCCUUGCUUUUAAUGGAGUUAUGUUUGGAGACAGGCCACUGAAAAUAAAUCACUCCAACAAUGCAAUAGUAAAACCCCCUGAGAUGACACCUCAGGCUGCAGCUAAGGAGUUAGAAGAAGUAAUGAAGCGAGUACGAGAGGCUCAGUCAUUUAUCUCAGCAGCUAUUGAACCAGAGUCUGGAAAGAGCAAUGAAAGAAAAGGCGGUCGAUCUCGUUCCCACACUCGCUCAAAAUCCAGGUCUAGCUCAAAAUCCCAUUCUAGAAGGAAACGAUCACAGUCAAAACACAGGAGUAGAUCCCAUAAUAGAUCACGUUCAAGACAGAAAGAUAGACGUAGAUCUAAGAGCCCACAUAAAAAACGCUCUAAAUCGAGGGAGAGACGGAAGUCAAGGAGUCGUUCGCAUUCACGGGACAAGAGAAAAGACGCUCGAGAAAAGAUCAAGGAAAAGGAAAGAGUGAAAGAGAAGGAUAGAGAAAAGGAAAGGGAAAAAGAGAAAGAGAGGGAAAAAGAACGUGAAAAAGAAAAGGAUCGGGGUAAAAACAAAGAUAAAGACCGGGACAAAGAACGGGAAAAGGACCGGGAAAAAGACAAGGAAAAGGACAGAGAGAGAGAGCGGGAAAAAGAGCAUGAAAAGGAGCGAGACAAAGAGAAGGAAAAGGAACAGGACAAAGAAAAGGAACGAGAAAAGGACAGAUCCAAAGAGGCAGAUGAGAAAAGAAAGAAGGAUAAAAAAUCCAGAACACCACCCAGAAGUUACAAUGCAUCAAGAAGAUCUCGUAGUUCCAGCAGGGAAAGGCGUAGGAGGAGGAGCAGGAGUUCUUCCAGAUCACCAAGAACAUCAAAAACCAUAAAAAGGAAAUCUUCUAGGUCUCCAUCCCCUAGGAGCAGAAAUAAGAAAGAUAAAAAGAGAGAAAAAGAAAGGGACCACAUCAGUGAAAGAAGAGAGAGAGAACGUUCAACCUCUACAAGAAAGAGUUCUAAUGACAAAGAUGGGAAGGAGAAGUUGGAGAAGAACAGUACUUCAUUUAAAGAGAAAGAGCACAAUAAAGACCCAGAUUCAAGCGUGGGCAAAGAAGUAGAUGACAAGGACACCCCAAGGACUGAGGAAAACAAAGUACAGCAGAAUGGGAAUUGUCAGCCCAAUGAAGAAAACCUUUCCACCAAAACAGAAGCAGUAUAGGACCGACAAAUGCACCUCUACACUCAACGCUGGAAUAAAAGCUUUUAAUACUCUCAGCAGGAUGUAAACAGGGAAGAAAUCUAGUUGAGCAUAAAGAUAGGAGCUAACAGCUUUUCUAGUUGUUAGGUGACUUUGUGGCCAUCUUGUUACUGAGUAAGAAAAUAAAGCAUGGACAUCAUGACAAUAACAGAUGUUACCCAAACUCCUCAUCUUCUAAAAUCUGCAUUUCCAUGGUGGCUGACACGCUUGUCAUGUGGUUUGUUAGUGUUUGCCAAGAACCAUUGCAAAUAAGCUGAACAUCAGAGAUCCAAAUUUGUACUAUCCCUAAAGACUGAAGAUAAGCAUUGGAGGCUCUAAAAAAAUGCUAGUUACUGAAUUUUGUAUUGUUUUACUUUUUUUUUUUUUUUUUCAGUAUACACAGUCUGAUGAUGUACUUGAAACUGGUGCAAAUGUAUACACACCCUUGUAAGUGCAAAGUAUGUAGGAAGUUUUAACAUUUACUUCACAGGAUUUACAGUGAUUGUGUUAAUUCUCACUAUUGUGUUUUCUUUUGCUCACUGUUUAGGACAGCAGUUUUUCUUUAAAAUAGUUUUACAGAUUAAUUAAGUGGAUAAAAAAACAACUGACAUAAUGCAUGCUACUGUUCUCUUUGAAAAGGAAGAGCAACUGUGUUGAAUACUAAUAAUAAUGUAUUAGUAUUCAGUGUUUAGAAUCAUUGGGUCUACCCACAAAGUCAGCAUUUCUUUUUGAACUUCCUUGACAUUUCCAAGCUUAUUAUGAAUAAUAUUGCAGUGUGUCUUGUCAGCUGUAGGUAGCAAAGGUGCCCUUACAGAAAGGAAACUGGUUUUCAAAAUGGGCUAUGGGAGCACAAGCUAAAGCUUUAGUGCCUUCUACAAUGUGGUAUACUGUUUUCUAGAAUUUUAUAUGUGCUAGUCAUUCUCAACUUACGUGGAAUCUAGAUGGAUAUUCCAUUCACACCCACAGAGAAGUGUGCAAGUGGUAUGUCAGAAGAGCUUCUCACUUCACCUGAUAUGAGAAGGAAGUCCUGUUUUCAAGAGUGACUUCAGUGUUCAAAAUAACAAUGCAGUUUUGGGACCAUCAGUUUUAUACUGUGAUAAUUGAAAAUGAAACAUGUUAUUUUUCUUAAAUCAAAGGAAACUCUUUAGUUGUCUGCAUUGGAUGGCCUUAAUUAUUACCUCUUAAUCAUCUUCUCAUAAAUGAUGUGCAGAUUAUACUUAAAGGGAGGACUAGGAGUAUAUGGGAGGUUAUUUGUUUUAUGUUUGAGGAUAUGUUUACUUGAGUUUAAGAUAUAUAGGUCAUUCGUUAUUCUUAGGUUCACUUUUUGCAGAAAGUAUGAAAGUAGUAAAAUGACAACAUUGCUAAUGAUUUUCCCCCAAAAUACUACUUGUAGUUUCUGAACUCUUCAUUAUUGUUGUACUUUCAAAAACGUGAUACCUUUCAAUUAGCAUGUUCUUAAAAAAUCAAGUAUAAUUACUUUAAUGCAAUCUAAUACAAUCAAAUUACUCAGUUGCCUUACCUCAUGGGAAGAGUUACUGUUAUAAAUUGAAAAAGCUGAGUAGCAUGUUAGUAACUUGGUUUCAGCUUGAGUUUCCUCUUAAUGUUAAUACUGUUGAAACUUAAGUAUUUGGUAAAGAAUGGAAAGAGAUCCUCUUAUUGCAAGUAACGAAGCCUGGUUUGAUUAUGAAGCUGCUUAAUCAUUCUUCAUGUGUAAAGAAUUACUGUGUUGUUUUUUUUUGUUUUUGUUUUUUCCUUUUUGUCACUGUGUACAUUAAAAUUUUGGAAAAUGCUUUACUAUGUAAAGUAUAGAUGGUCAUCUUAAUCAUUCAGCCACAUAUGGUUGGCUGGUAAACAGCUUAUUCUGAUACAGGAAUGCUUGGGUGCAUAUGGAAAGAUUGUGAAUGAGUGUGUGUCUUGCAUCAACAGCUGUCUUAUUUAUGAUAUGUAAGUAGAAUAGAGCAAAUGUUUGAAUCUUUGUUAUUUUUAGUACCAUUUCUCUAAUAAAACUAAGUAUUUUAGAGGAAAAUAUUUGUUUAUGCAUUUCAAAAAAAGCAUCUUAGUUUCAUCCUUGUUUUGGUUAGCAUAGAGGUUGUUUUGACACGGAGAGUGCACAUGUUUGUGUGGUGUCUAUAAAACAAUCACUUAAAGUUUGAGUGUUUGCUUGUACUCUGGACUCUCAAAUGGUUUUUAUGUUGAUAAUUAACAUUUAAUUUGGUUCCUGCUUCUAGUCCUUUUUCUCGGUAAUAUUUAUUCAGCUUUAAAAUAAUCAUGCUAAUCUUGAAAUACACUGAUUUGUGAAAGCUGGGAAUGAGUUAGGAAUACAAUAGAUCUGGAGAAAGUGAAAUCAGAUUAUUAUGUAGGAUUUGACAUUUGCUUACAUGGGCUUAUGGAGCAAAGAUUUCCAGAAUCUAGAGAUUUUGUGUGUCUGUGUAUGUGAGUUUGUGAGUGUGAGAGAGACAGACCUAUUUUCUCUUUGUUCACUUGCAGGAGCUGUUAUGUUUCCAUUUGCUUAUUUUCUUUCAAGAUUUUUGUUGUUGCUGUUUUUGUUUAAGGCUAGUCUUUUUUCAUCCCGGGUAAAUGUUGUCAGGGAAACUUGAGGUAAGGCCAAGAAGACACCCCUUGUACACUUGAUACCUUCUGUAGUUAUCUUUUUUUGCUUAAUUAUACAGAGUACACACUGUUCCUUAAGUUACAGUUGCUAUUCAUCAUUCUAGACAAAUUCUGUUGGUCCUCUUAUUCUUGCUUUUAGCAGUGCACACCGAACUGGUAACACAAGAUGGUCCUUCAUAAGCUAGCUAAUAAGUUUCAUGUGUGAAAAUUUAUAAAUCCCUAACUUCUGCCAUUAUCUCCUUAGUUAUUAUUUUCCAUCUAAUCUAAUUACCUUAUAAUUAUAAACACUAGUCAGCUUGUGAUCUUCCCCGUGUUUAGAAUUCUUUUUUUUGAAGAGGUUCAGUAUGGGCUUUGUUGACCCAAGAAGUGUCAGAGGCUUAAAUUUUGACAUGCUCAAUUACAAAUAAGAAUGCAUUUAUAAUCAGAAGGGAGGUUUUUUUGGUCAAGAAAAUAAUUUCUUUUGUGAUAUUAAUUUUUCAGGACCCUCAGUCAUUCCUAUGUAUAUGUUGCUAUCUUUAUUUUAAAACUUCAGAAAAAGAACUCUGAUCCAAACCUGCUCUCAACUGAAGGUAUUAAAAUUUAAGGUUUAUAAUGUAUAGUAAUAGGCUUUAAAAUUUUUAAAGAUCUGUGAGAAAUAGAGUAUGAUUUGAUUUAAUCAUUUUUCUGUAGUUGAAUUAACAAUUAAAAUGAAUCCUUUUGAAGGGAUGCAUUGAAUAACUUCAUUGAGUCAUUUCUUAUAUUAUCAUUAUAAGAUAGUAUUUGAUUUUAAUGGAGUACAUUAUGAAGUAGAGCCACUCCCAUGAAGUAAAAGUGCAGUGACCAUAUGUUCCUUAUGUAUUUAAAUGUUUUUUAUUUUGAUUACCUAUAUACUUAGUA
Messenger RNA from Cynocephalus volans (Philippine flying lemur), 5496 nucleotides. RefSeq names its product splicing regulatory glutamic acid and lysine rich protein 1 (gene SREK1). Gene Ontology annotation, cellular component: nucleoplasm. Bases 100 to 1992 code for a protein of 630 amino acids. Gene Ontology annotation, molecular function: RNA binding. The transcript has 12 exons. The record is from RefSeq and is a predicted model, not a curated record. NCBI's taxonomy places the organism in Eukaryota, Metazoa, Chordata, Mammalia, Dermoptera, Cynocephalidae.